ACAACAAACCCCAUUUGAUUUCCAGUGAUGUACCAAAAACGGCUGAAGAAGGAGCGAAGAGCAAGGAAACGCCUGCAGGAGCAACUGGACCUGGAGAUCAAGAGGCGCACGCAACUCGAGGAGGCGUUGAAAGCAACGGGGGCUUCCUCCGAGCAAGUCAGAGCGAUUACCGAAAACGUGACGGUGGAGGCGCGCACGAGCUCGGAGCCACCGGAGGCGAGCCCGGUGCACUCGCAGUCGCAGCAACAGCCUUCGCAGCAACAGUCGUCCCAGCAACCCCUUCAACAGCAGCAGCAACAGGCCCAGCAGUACAGGGAGGCCCAGGUGCCGCGCCCCUCCCAACAACCCUCCACCCCCGAGAAACCGGCAUGGGGAUACGGGUUGGACCUGAUCGGGAGCCAAGCAUCCGCCUUCUGGCAGAACUACCAAGGUCAGUUGUUGGACACGCCGAUCUUCCUCUUCUCCGUUCUCGAGAAUCCCGCUCUCCCGACUUCGUCUUCGCGGUCGAGAAUCC
This is a messenger RNA of Apis florea (little honeybee), 514 nucleotides long. RefSeq names its product dachshund family transcription factor (gene dac). Gene Ontology annotation, biological process: regulation of transcription by RNA polymerase II. The record is from RefSeq and is a predicted model, not a curated record. Gene Ontology annotation, cellular component: nucleus; transcription regulator complex. Lineage: Eukaryota; Metazoa; Arthropoda; Insecta; Hymenoptera; Apidae. Gene Ontology annotation, molecular function: RNA polymerase II cis-regulatory region sequence-specific DNA binding; DNA-binding transcription factor activity, RNA polymerase II-specific.